CGAGCGUCCAGCGGAGCCGGACAGCGCGUUCCUCGCUGCGGAAUGAUGCCAGGUGACGGCGACAUGACCUCCAUCGUCCAGAGAAUAGCUCGACAGGCUCUCCUUACCUACAGGAACCCGCCCCGGGUCGGUGAAGAGGUCGGUAAAACCUUCCUGGAGAACCACAGCAAACUGAAGAGCCUGAUGACGGAAGUGCGAGCGGCGGACCUGAAGCUCGCCCCGCGCAGAGCCGACGACAGCUCCCCCGGCGUGCCCCCUCUGCUCCCGUACCACCACGGCGCGCCCCCGGUCACAUACAUGCACAUCUGUGAGACGGACCAUUUCAGCAUGGGGGUGUUUCUUCUGAAAAGCGGCGCCUCCAUCCCUCUGCACGACCACCCGGGGAUGCACGGCAUGCUCAAAGUCAUGUACGGCAAGGUCAGGAUCAGCUGCUUCGACAGGCUGGAGCGGCCGGCCGGCAGCCCGCAGGUGGCGCCUCCGCUCCCCCAGGCCCAGAUGGACGCUCUGCGGCGCUCCGUGCUCCGCUCCACCGGGGAGUACACCGAGGAGAGCGGCCCGUGUGUCCUCUCCCCUGACCGGGACAACCUCCACCAGAUCGACGCCGUGGACGGCCCGACGGCGUUCAUGGACAUCCUGGCCCCCCCGUACGACCCGGACGACGGCAGAGACUGUCACUAUUACAAGGUUCUGACAGAAGCCGAGGUCAAAAACACAGAGCAGAAGGAGGAGGUCUGGCUCAUGGAGAUCUCACAGCCUCCGGAUUUCUGGUGCGGAGGGGAGCCGUACCCAGGCCCGGAGGUCUGCUUCUGAUCCAUCUGACCUUCUCUUGGUCCUGGUCUGGUUUAUGCGCCCUGCAGCAGAACAAGGCCGGGGCCUCUGGACUCGGAUGGACAAACUGGGCUAAAUGAAGGGUCAUUCUUUAAUCAGUAAUCCAUGUGUCGGUAUCAUGUGAAGCCACUACAGGCUAGAAACAAGUUAGAGGGUCAACUUGUGGGCUUUAAUUCUGACCCAGAAGGUGCCCGUGCUGAGCUGGAGACCACCUGCUCCUUUAGGGACAGGAUUCAUGAACAUUAGGUGGCUCAGUGUUCGGCACAGCGCUGCCCUGCAACGACGAAGAGCUGCAGCUUUUCAAAGGUGAAACAUUAGAAGUCAAGUUCCCAUUUCAUUAGAACAGCUGGAGCUCCUGGCGGUCCUGAACCACGUCCUGUGGGCACUGUGGUCCCUCUCUGGAUUACAGCCAGGGAAGCACAUCAUCUUCCUUUGAAUGCACAUACAGGUUCUCUGUUUUCUGACAAAUAUCAGAUUACUUUUCGCCCUCAAAAAAGGUUUGAAUCACAUUGUCUCCUGAGCGAUGUGGGAGCUUUAAGUCUCUGAGUUUAGAAUCAGGACUUCAGUGUUGAUGAUUGACAGCUGCAACCAGGAAGUGGGAGCUCUCUGGGGGAGGUCACAUGUCGCUCUGCCACUGAAGGCCUCGUUUAUCUCCUGAAAGCUUUCGCCAUCGGCACUUCAGGGUUUAUCUGAUGGAUUUAGUGUCGUGAACGGGCAGAGCUCUGUAAACCAGAACCGGAGCAAAUCAUCCAUCAGCUGAAAGGGUUAAAAAGUGAGAAGUAUUAAAAGUGGAGUUACAGAUGACGUAACAGUGGGCUAAAAUGAGGUAUUUUGGAGGAGAGAUGCCGAGAAAUGACAAACUGAUGAUGUGCAGGGUGCUAAUGCUGCGUUCAGGAAAGGUCAGAAAGUCAGGAUUUUCUCCUUCCCAUUCUGGUCAAAGUCAAGUUUCAAUUCCAAAAUGGAAAUUUGGGCCAGAUUUCAGACCCUUCAUGUUUCAAACUAAGUAUAAUGCAGCCAUACUUUCAAUAACCUUUAAAUACACUACACUUUAGCUUUCCAUAUUGCAUGACCUUCAGUCUAAAUCAAGUCCUCGCUGGCGUCUGUUUAAAAUGUGCAGUCACACUAACGACAUGUCGCAUGACGGAUGCCGUGCAUGCAUUUCUCCCCGCUGCAGCACUGAAACGUACCCGUGACGUGACGAUCUUCUCGUUGAGAAUUCCAGACUUCUGCCUGCAUCUUGAAUGCAGCAUUAAAAACACUGAGCUCGUGCUGCCCGGGACCACGGAGGGACCGCGUCCACGUCUUUUAACUGUCUUCCUGCUUCAGGCUUUGUGGAUGAAGAACUGUGUGAAUCUCCAGGUCUCUUUUGGAGACCUGCUCAUGUGUAACUGCAGAUCUUUUCUCUCGCUGUGUCUCGGACUCUUCUGUUUUUCUGAGUUUGAUCCUCAGGGCUGUUUGUGACCUGUAUCACUGACUGACUGUUUGAAAGACGUGCACUAAAUUAAGCUUCUUAGCACAAAUUCUGACCAUCUUUACCACAUAAGGAAAGAGGGGUUUUCACUGUUUGGUUACAAAACGAGGAUCAUAAAAAGAUUUGUGUCACAGUUCGAGGUUGGGAUUAAUCAGCAGACUGAAGCUCCUUACAAUCAGCACUUAACAUAAAAACGAUGCUUAUUCUGAAACCAGUGGUGGCAUGAAAGUAAAGCACUUAUAUUAAAAUCUGCUCGUGAAGUUUUGGAGAAUAAGACUGACGUGCUGUGUGUUGUGUCGCUGAGGGAACUUCUGCAGGUCUGAUCAUUAACCGGUGAACAGGAAGCUGUUCAGAGUCCAGACUGUGAUCCUCCGGUCGGUGUUGAGUGAACAGUAACUGUGCUGAUGUGUUUUGCCUGUAAUGAAGAUUUUCUGUUCAUAUAAAAUGUGCUGUUUAUUUUG
This is a messenger RNA of Chelmon rostratus (copperband butterflyfish), 2760 nucleotides long. It is a transcript of the gene adob, whose product is annotated as 2-aminoethanethiol (cysteamine) dioxygenase b. Gene Ontology annotation, molecular function: oxidoreductase activity, acting on single donors with incorporation of molecular oxygen, incorporation of two atoms of oxygen. Bases 43 to 810 code for a protein of 255 amino acids. The transcript has a single exon. NCBI's taxonomy places the organism in Eukaryota, Metazoa, Chordata, Actinopteri, Chaetodontiformes, Chaetodontidae. Gene Ontology annotation, cellular component: mitochondrion. The record is from RefSeq and is a predicted model, not a curated record.